Molecule: messenger RNA, 1351 nt
Organism: Aspergillus wentii DTO 134E9
Lineage: Eukaryota; Fungi; Ascomycota; Eurotiomycetes; Eurotiales; Aspergillaceae
Exons: 4
Coding region: 232-1236 (334 amino acids)
Source: RefSeq, a predicted model, not a curated record
CGCCUAAUGAGGAAAUUGUGUUGCUAUUCAAAGAAGCGAGAUUGCGCGCUACGCACAACACUCUGCACGCGACUGUCUUCCUCUUCUCUGUCCCCUCGUCUCUCGUCUCAUCUUGCAUCUCAUCAACCCUGCUCACUUACUGAGCUAUCUGUCCUUUCCUAUCUACACUGACUUGCUCAUUAAAAAGCUCCGCCUCUAUCUAGUCCAUUGAUAGAAUAUCAAAGCAACGUGAUGUUCUUCCAGAUUUUCCAGCUCUGGCUUCUCUCCUUCACGCUGGGCCUUUCUAGGGCUCAGAUGAAAUACGAACCGGAUACCAAUUCCCUCUUCUGCUCAAAGCCCGGAGGAAGCUACUGUGCCAGUGCGUCCCUCAAGGGCUCGACUAUGAUAUCCUGUGCCUCGUCCUCUUUCGCACAGAUCCGUUCCUGCAAUGUCGAGCUUGCUAAAAUCCUUCCAGGUGGCUACGAGUCAACUGCUGUCUGCUACGAAUCAUCCCCUGACUCCGGCGACGCUGUCUGCGCCUUCAACGGAACUGGAUACACUUUGAUCGGCUCAAAGAUUCAUAUCCCCGAGACUAUUCUCUGCGACACUGCCAGUCCCGAGAUUGAGCCUGUCUCCCUCCUGGAGAGAUCCAUCCCAGAAGAUGAGACCAAAAAUGGGUCUCCCAUGCAGACUGCUACCGGAACCAGCAUCCCCCUUUCACAGCUUUCUCCCUCUGCCAGUGCCAAUACUGCUAUCCCUCCCAAGCCCCUCAUUCACAAACAUCCUAUCUGCUCGAACCCAUGGCCAUUCACCAAGGCCAGCCCUACCGAAAAAGCCGCUGGUCCUGGACUUCUCGCUCCUAUGUUAUUCACGGCCACUUCGAACAGCUACGAGACUAGUAUUCCCUCGCAGUCGUCGAAGGUGCUCCCGUCAGUCAUCGAACAAAAUAAAUCUGGUGGUAUCUAUACUCCCAUCACAGAUGUCGUCACCAUCUACAAUAACCCCAAGACAACUGUGUACAUAACCUCGAUUGGGGCCACGCGCACCGUCACCAUCUACCCGACAUCCGGGAUGGAUGGUAUGAGUAGCCAAACUAUUGGCUCAUCGCCUUCGGAGACUAGUAUUAGUCUUGCCGUCUCGCAGGUGGUAAAUCAGUUGGAUAAAGUGUCGUUGAUGGUAGCCUUCGGUUGGUUUGUGGCGGGGUUUGCGGAUGGUGUGUUGAUUUGGCUUGCUCGGCAGAUCUUGUCUAAUGUGUGAUUUUCAUUUCUAUGAUCUGUGGUCUUCGUUGGGUUUUCUGUUCUUGAGAUUUUGAUCUUUUUCCCCUUUGAGUGGGCUUGGGAAAUACUGUUGGGAGUACCUGGGAUAUGUACAG